GAAACGAAGUCUCGAAAAACUGACAGUAACCCUCCAGAGGUAGAUGUUGCUUUGCUUACAAAUAAAGAACUUCCUAAAACAUCAAAGCGUUUGGAUCUUGAGCAACUGCCAAUCGAUAUUCUGUUGUUGACAGUAAAGGACAGUGAGUUUUUAGCCUGUGUUUCCCUCCUGACGAAUUUCUCGAGGAUAUUUCAAAAAGAGCUUGGCGACGUGUACAUCGGAAAUAUAGGGGAGAUGAAAAUCGCUGUAAUGAAGUGCAGAAUGGGUGGGGCUGGUCCUGGAAGUGCAGCGGGUGUUGUUAGAGACGCAGUCAAGGCCUUAACGCCCAAGGCGGUGUUUUGUGUUGGUUACUGUGGGGGCUUACAACCAGUCAAAGUCAAGCUAGGAGAUGUGGUUAUUUCCGAGGUACUAAUCACAUACGCUCCUUCAAAAGUCACCAAAGAUGGUAUUGAAGAACGUGGCGACCGAGUUCCGCUUAAGCCCAAUCUUGCCAAAGUAAUACUCAAUGCUGCUGCUGGAUGGAACGCACCGUUGCGGGAUCCAGAAGAAUUAGAGGUGGCACAGGUACGAGGUGCGUUACUGAGUGGACCACAAGUGGUUGAUGACAGUGAUUUGCGUGAAGCACUUCUCAACCGAUUCCCUGGGGCAAUUGCUAUCGAGAUGGAGGGCGAAGGUAAAGUAAAAUAACAUUUUAUGACAAAAAUUCAUCAAUCUCCAUUUAAGUGACGUAGAAAUGGGCGCAACGGUUAUCCAAAAAGUUCCGAUCCAUUGAUAAUAAUGCAUUCCCCGUAUACACCAACGCUCAAAGGUGCUUUAACGUUGUUUAGUUUCCUAAAGUUUUAAAUCCUGUUUUAAUUAGUUUAAAAUGUGUACGAUUCAGACUAACUAGAAAAUAAUCGUAGCGACUUUUGAUUACUUUCUAAAUAUCGCUUGACGUUCGGAAAUAUUUAUCACAAGCUGUAUUAAAAUAGACAACAUUUUAGCAUGUUAAAACUUUGGUGUGAACGAGACACAAGGUUUGAGGCGUUUUUAAACCAAUGGAGAAUUGAAAUAAACUGGCUUCAAUUCUUUUCUAAACCGUACACUUUAAAAAAUAUAUUUGGGAGCUUGAGCAACUACGAAGGCGCUGAGGGCAAUUGGAACGUCGAAAAAGGAAAACAUUAGCUGAUUCAAACAAAAACCCAUCAUACUUUUAGAUCUUUGGUCAAAUUCCAGAUCCUUCUCUUGGAAAUGUGUUAUCUACUACUUGUUAUCUUCACUUUCAGGUGUUUACUCAGCAGCACAUGACCUGAACAUUGAGUGGAUAAUUAUAAAAGGCGUGUCGGACUUCGCAGAUGGCAAAAACUCUGAGAAAAAUGCAUGGCGACCCUUUGCGAGUACAAUGGCUGCAUCAUUUGUUGCUCAUAUCCUCAGUAAUCCCAUCAUUUUUGAAGACUGGCCUCACUACAAUAAUGGAAAGACGAGUCUACCUCCCUCCUCAGGUGACUACCAAACUGACGUGUUUAAUUUUUUAAAUGAUAAUUAUAAAACAAACAACCAACAGUGUUCCAAGAUACAACAGACCAAGACGCGACUGAUUCUACACCUGAAUGUGGCUUUUUUUUAA
Porites lobata is the source of this 1606-nucleotide messenger RNA. The record is from the annotation of a GenBank genome assembly. Lineage: Eukaryota; Metazoa; Cnidaria; Anthozoa; Scleractinia; Poritidae.